Cloeon dipterum is the source of this 3732-nucleotide messenger RNA. RefSeq names its product SPT16 homolog, facilitates chromatin remodeling subunit dre4 (gene dre4). The coding region runs from base 191 to 3517 and encodes 1108 amino acids. Gene Ontology annotation, cellular component: FACT complex. The record is from RefSeq and is a predicted model, not a curated record. Gene Ontology annotation, molecular function: nucleosome binding. NCBI's taxonomy places the organism in Eukaryota, Metazoa, Arthropoda, Insecta, Ephemeroptera, Baetidae. The transcript is spliced from 21 exons. Gene Ontology annotation, biological process: transcription elongation by RNA polymerase II.
GGUAGCAAACGCGCGCGACAAAGCCGCGUGAGCCUUGCCGCCGGUCUCGCGCCAGCCGCUAGCGCGCUAGCAAGUUGCGCCAUAUUUGUUGGUACAGGCACAAUUCCUGCUCUUAGCGUGUCACGAUUCUGGAAUUCGGCUGGAUUUAUGGUUUGAUUUUACUCGCAAGAUCACCUAAAUCGAACCAGACAUGGGCUCGAGCUAUAAAUUGGACAAAGAUGCAUUUGCACGGCGUCUUAAACGUCUCUACGACAUGUGGAAGGAGCCAGACGAGAAGUGUGAGGGAGGCUUCAAAAACAUGGACAGCUUUGCUGUGCUGGUAGGCAACACCGAAGACGUAGUUUAUUGCAAGUCGUCGGCUCUGCAGAUCUGGCUCUUUGGCUACGAGCUGGCAGAUUGCGUGAUGUUGUUCGCGGAGAACGAGGUGCACUUUUUGGCAUCUAAGAAGAAGAUUGAGUUUCUCAGCCAGAUUGCAGCUGUCAAGAACGAAGAGGGGAUGCCGACAUUCAAAUUCCACCCUAGAGAUAAAUCUGACGAGGACAAAGCCAACUUUAAAACCCUUAUCAACAUAAUGAAGGGGAGCAAGCAAGGAAAGACAGUUGGAAUGUUCGUAAAGGACAAAGACAUGUUCAAUGACAGUUUCAUCAAAGGUUUCAAAAACUCCAUGAAGAGCGAAGACUUUGCUAUCCUGGACGUGUCGACCACCAUUUCUUACAUUAUGGGGCCAAAAGAUGAGUCUGAGUUGAACACGACCAGAAAAGCCUGUCAGGUCUCGUGUGACCUCUACAACAAAUACCUGAAGGAUCAGAUCAUGGAUAUCAUUGACUCAGAAAAAAAAGUGCGUCAUUCAAAACUGUCAGAAAGCACCGAGGCUGCCAUGUCAGACAAAAAAUACAUCAGUGGAUAUGACGUGAACUACCUUGAUAUGUGCUACCCUCCAAUCAUCCAAUCAGGAGGGAACUACGCCUUGAAAUUCAGUGCUGAAAGUGACAAAAAUACUCUUCACUUUGGAGCAAUCAUUUGUUCACUGGGAGCCAAGUAUCGGCACUACUGCUCAAACAUCACGAGAACGCUGCUGGUGAACCCGUCUGAUGAAAUGAAGGACCUCUACGAAAUCGUCAUUGAUUUGCAAGAAGAGGUGCUGAAACACCUAACGCAUGGCGCUAAGCUAAGCGAAGUGUACGAGGCAGGAGUAAAAUUCAUCAAGGAGAAAAAGCCGCAAAUGCUUGACAAAUUCACCAAAAAUUUUGGAUUUGCUAUGGGCCUUGAGUUCCGUGAUUCUGCUCUGAUAAUCGGGCCAAAGUCGACUGGGUAUGCCAAGAAAAAUAUGGUCUUCAAUGUGAACAUGGGAAUCCAGGACAUCAGCAACCCGAAAGGCGCAGACAAGACUGACAAAACGCACGCCAUCUUCGUUGGAGACACAGUCGUGGUCAAUGAAAGCGGUCCGGCGACGGUUUACACAAACAUCAAAAAGAAGAUCAAGCACAUUGGCAUUUUCAUCAAAGAAGACGACGAGGAUGAAGAAGAGGAAUCGGACAAGGAGGACAAAACCGCCGAGGCGCAGAAAGAGUUGCUCGGAAGGGGGAAGAGAACGACUGUUUUGGACAACAAGUUGCGCUUGGAGUCGUCCUCUGAGGAAAAGAGAAAGCAGCACCAGAAGGAGCUGGCUGCCGCCCUUAACGAAAACGCUCGCCAACGUCUAGCAGAACAGGGCAGCGGCCAACAGGUGGAGAAGGUCCGCAAGUCCACUGUGUCGUACAAAAAUUCGUCGCAAAUGCCUCAGGAGAAUGAAGUUAAAGAACUGAAGAUCUAUGUCGAUCGAAAGUACGAAACUGUGUUGCUGCCCAUUUUUGGUCUCUCAGUACCGUUCCACAUCUCCACCAUUAAGAAUAUUUCGCAGAGCGUUGAAGGAGAUUACACAUAUUUGAGAAUCAACUUCUUCCACCCUGGAGCCACUGUCGGCCGAAAUGAAGGAGGUGUUUAUUCUCAGCCUGAUGCCACUUUCGUGAAAGAAAUGUCCUACCGCAGCACAAACGUCAAAGAGCAGGGAGAAAUUUCCGCUCCAAGCUCAAACCUGAGCACUGCAUUCAGACUCAUCAAGGAAGUGCAGAAGAAGUUCAAGAACCGAGAAGCAGAGGAGCGAGAAAAAGAGGAUUUGGUGAAGCAGGACACCCUCCUCAUCAGUACUAACAAGGGCAACCCGAAAUUAAAGGACCUCUACAUCCGGCCCAACAUUGUCAGCAAACGAAUUACUGGCGUGUUGGAGGCUCACACUAACGGUUUCCGGUAUACAUCAGUGCGCGGAGACAAAGUGGACAUUUUGUACAACAACAUAAAGCACGCCCUCUUCCAGCCGUGCGAUAACGAAAUGAUUAUUUUGCUGCACUUCCACUUGAAGCAUGCGAUUAUGUUUGGUAAGAAGAAGCACAUCGACGUGCAGUUCUACACCGAAGUAGGAGAGAUCACCACCGACUUGGGCAAGCACCAGCACAUGCAUGACAGAGACGAUUUGGCUGGCGAGCAAGCUGAGCGAGAGCUGCGCCACAAGCUCAAGUCUGCUUUCAAGAGCUUCUGCGACAAGGUGGACGCGCUGACCAAACAGGAGGUCGACUUUGACACUCCCUACAGAGACCUUGGCUUCCCAGGUGCUCCGUUCAGAAGUACAGUGUUGCUGCAACCCACCAGCGGCUGUCUGGUUAACCUCACUGAAUGGCCGCCAUUUGUGAUCACCCUGGAAGAUGUGGAGCUGGUACACUUUGAGCGAGUUCAAUUCCAUCUCAAGAACUUUGACAUGGUGUUCGUCUUCAAGGACUACAGGCGCCGCGUUGUUAUGGUCAACGCCAUCCCGAUGAACAUGCUGGACCACGUCAAGGAGUGGCUCAAUUCUUGCGAUAUUAGGUACACUGAGGGUAUCCAGUCGCUCAACUGGACCAAAAUCAUGAAGACCAUUGUCGAUGAUUCUGAGAACUUCUUUGAGUCAGGCGGCUGGAGCUUCCUGGACCCCGAAUCUGGCUCUGACGGUGAAGAUGAGUCGGCCGAAGAUGAAGAGGAUGAAGUUUAUAAGCCAAGUGGUGAAGAGUCUGUCGAAGAAUCUGACAGCGACAGUGACUACUCUGAGUAUUCUGAAGAUUCUGACUCUGGCGAAGAAGAGUUGGGCAGCUCUGAGGAGUCUGGCAAAGAUUGGUCUGAUUUGGAGGCUGAAGCUGCCGCCGCUGAUAAAGAGGAUGAUGAGGACGGAUUCAGCACAAAGAAGAGCCACAAGCCCAGCGGCAAUAGCAAUAGCAAGCACGGAAGCAGUAAGAAUCACAGCAGCAGCAGCAAACACAAAAGCCCUGAUAAGAAGAAGCACAGCAGUUCUUCGAGGGACCACAGCCCCAAGAAGAGCCACAGGGACAAACACAGCCCCAAGAAAUCAUCACAUGACAAGAGUAGGGACAAGAGGUCGGGCUCGUCGAGCUUGAAACGCAGCAACAGCAGCAGCCACAACAGCAAGGACAGCAAGAGGUCCAGGAAAUGAACACUUAGUGCAUUUAAUUUUCACUGUAGAGCAUUCCGUCAUCUUCCCAACAUUGAUUCAACUCUCAAUUGUACGCGUAAGAUCUUGGAUUGUGUUGGAAUCAACAAAAUUUGUAAGUAGGCCAUACUUUUCUACUCCAGUCAGUAGUCCCUCUCUCCGUAUUUUCUUUUAAGUUUUACUAUUGUUACCGAAUAAAUCAGUGCUCUUUAAAUUUA